GUUUGCGGCUGUUGGUUGCUCGGCAACAGCUGUAGUGCAGAAGCCGUUCUUAUAGCUGAACGUUGAACUGGCACCAUGACGCGCAGCAGCUCCUGUCCCCUGCCCGGAUAUGAAGGCCUCGCUCCACAGUUCCAUUACCAGCCAGGUGAAUUCCCGGGAGUUCUGCACCCUGAUCCCCAUGUGCAGAGAGACCCAGCUGCCUAUUUGCCUCACCCUACUGACCCCAGUGGAUUGGGAAGCAGGAAACCCCCGAGGGAAGGCCAACUAACCCUGCGUUCCCCUCGUCUCAGUGGCAAAGCUGUCCCACCGAGGCCAUGCAGACAAGCAGGAAAUUCAGUGUCUCUGCCCACGACUCAGUGGCAGGAUGGGAUGAUGGAUAAAGAACAGAACCAGCAGUCUAUCCAACCUGGCAGCAGAGAUGGCAUCACCCAGGUGCUGGACAGGUACCAACAGAACCCAGGGCCAGUCCCUCAGCUUGAAUCCUUUUCAAAUACGUACAUGAAGCUUCCUCCUAUAGAAUCCCUCAAAUCUAUACAGCGGAAAGCUAUAACAGGCUAUACUGGCUAUAUCCCUCGCUCUGCCUGGAGCAUCGGAAUCGGGUACCAGCCCAGUGUCCAGCAGUGCAUGGAUGAGUUUAACCAGAGCCAGGUGCAGAGAAUUCUUCCUGGCACAGGGGGAAUGAGGAGGCGGCCUUCUUAUUGGCCAGAGGCUCACAUUUAUAGUCCCAGAGGAGUGCUGCCUAAAUACACGGGAUUUAUACCAGGGUUCCGUGACUGCUUUGGGGAGACCCUGGGCAACACCAGCAGGCGUCUGUACCAGCACUCCCAUUUAAGAGGAUUGAGACAAGCCAGUAUGAAAAAUGCUUUUAAUGAACGGAACGUUCUGUACAACUGAUAACAUUGAAACUGGAGAGAAGAGAAUGCAGGUGACAAAUAAAUGGAACAAACGAGCA
Molecule: messenger RNA, 952 nt
Organism: Xenopus laevis (African clawed frog)
Lineage: Eukaryota; Metazoa; Chordata; Amphibia; Anura; Pipidae
Product: protein FAM166A
Exons: 7
Coding region: 76-894 (272 amino acids)
Source: RefSeq, a predicted model, not a curated record